AUGGCGCUGUUCUACGUCGCGCGGUACCCGGGCCCCGAUGCUGCAGCUGCGACAGGGCCGGAGGGCGCGGAGGCCGGGACGCACGGCAGGGCCCGCGCGCUGCUCGAGCGGCUGCAGAGCCGGGCCCGCGAACGGCAGCAGCAGAGGGAGCCCGCGCCGACCGAGGCGGCUGCACCGAUCGAGCCGGCGACCAGGCGGCGACGGCGGCCCCGGCGGCGGCGGCGGGUGAACGACGCGGAGCCGGGGAGCCCGGAGGCGCGGCAGGGAAAGCGACGGAAGGCGGACGGCAGGGACGCGGGCGCAGGUGGGCCGCGGGGCAAGCGGGCUCCCUCCGGGGCGCCGGCAACUCGCGACGAGGAGGCGCCGGGGGAGCCCAGCGCAGGGAGCAGCGAGGAGGCGCCGGGGGAGCGCAGCGCCAGCGCCGAGGCGGCCCCAGAUGGACGGACCCUGGAGGAGGCGGCUGGACCCCUGGUCCCCGGCCUGGUGCUGGGGGGGUUCGGGAGGAAGAAGGCGCCGAAGGUACAGCCUUUCCUGCCAAGGUGGCUGGCUGAGCCUAGCUGUGUCAGAAAGAACGUCACUGAAGACCUGGUUCCUAUCGAGGACAUCCCUGAGGUCCAUCCUGACCUGCAGAAGCAGCUGCGGGCACACGGCAUCUCGUCCUACUUUCCAGUCCAGGCAGCUGUGAUUCCCGCCCUCCUGGAGAGCGCGGCCUGUGGGUUUCUGGUGGGCAGAGGCGGCUACCGGCCUAGCGACCUCUGUGUUUCUGCCCCGACAGGCAGUGGGAAGACACUGGCCUUCGUCAUCCCUGUGGUGCAGGCCCUGCUGUCGAGAGUGGUCUGCCACAUCCGUGCCCUGGUCGUGCUGCCGACCAAGGAGCUGGCCCAGCAGGUGAGCAAAGUUUUCAACAUCUACACAGAUGCCACACCUCUGAGAGUCUCCCUGGUUACGGGACAGAAGUCUCUGGCCAAGGAGCAGGAGAGCCUCGUCCAGAAAACAGCUGAUGGGUACCGCUGCUUGGCUGACAUCGUGGUAGCCACCCCCGGCCGCCUGGUGGAUCACAUCGACCAGACCCCAGGAUUCAGCCUCCAGCAGCUCCGCUUCUUGGUCAUCGACGAGGCUGACCGGAUGAUUGACAGCAUGCAUCAGUCCUGGCUGCCGCGGGUGGUGGCAGCUGCCUUCCAGAGCGAGGACUCCGCGGACCCCUGUGCCCUGUUCCAGCGAAGGCAGGCCCAGGCUGUGACAGCCGCCAGCACCUGCUGUCCCCAGAUGCCCCUGCAGAAGCUGCUCUUCUCAGCUACUCUGACCCAGAACCCCGAAAAGCUGCAGCAGCUGGGCCUCCACCAGCCCCGGCUUUUCUCCACAGGGCUAGCACACAGGGGCCUGGAAGAUACAGAUGGGGACGGGGACUCAGGGAAGUAUGCCUUCCCUGUUGGGCUCACGCACCACUACGUGCCCUGCAGCCUCAGCUCUAAGCCGCUGGUUGUCCUGCACCUGGUCCUGGAGAUGGGCUUCUCGAGGGUUCUCUGCUUCACUAACUCCCGAGAGAACUCCCACAGGUUCUUCCUGCUGGUGCAGGCUUUUGGGGGCGUGGACGUGGCUGAGUUCUCCUCGCGCUACGGGCCUGGCCAGAGGAGGAUGAUCCUGAAGCAGUUUGAACAGGGGAAGAUCCAGCUGCUCAUCAGCACAGACGCCACCGCCCGAGGCAUCGAUGUGCAGGGUGUGGAGCUGGUGGUGAACUACGAUGCCCCCCAGUACCUGAGAACCUAUGUGCACCGAGUUGGGAGGACAGCCCGCGCUGGGAAAACUGGACAGGCCUUCACGCUGCUCCUGAAAGUGCAGGAGAGGAGAUUCCUCCGGAUGCUGACUGAAGCUGGGGCGCCUGAGUUGCAGCGGCACGAGUUCUCCACCAAGCUGCUGCAGCCGCUGGUUCCUCGGUAUGAGGAGGCCCUGUCCCAGCUGGAGGAGUCCGUCAAGGAAGAGCGCAAGCAGAAGGCGGCCUAGGCUGGGGCUCAGAGGGCCGGAGGGACUGAACGCUCACCACCCUGACCCUCCUUCCAGACCAGUGCUGAUCACUGGAUGCUGUAUGUGAGGAAAGGAAUCCCCCAGUGGACACAGCCUUCCUCCCCAAGCACGUGGUCUCUGCGCCAGGCAGCCCGGGCGUCAGAGCUCAAGCACCCACCCAGAUGGGAGACUUUAAGGCCUGUCACUUUCACAGUGUGAACGUCAGGAUGGCCGCUGGCAAUGAAGCCUUAGUAAAACGGUGAAGAGUACUCCCAAACAGAUGCGGGCACCUGUCAUGCUUUUGGCUGAGAGUUGGGGGGAUUAACCUUGAGCUAAUGUUAAAAAUCAAGCUCUUGGCCAGGCGCAGUGGCUCACGCCUGUAAUUCCAACACUUUGGGAGGCUGAGGCGGGCGGAUCACCUGAGGUCAGGAGUUCGAGACCAGCCUGACCAACAUAGAGAAACCCUGUCUUUACUAAAAAUACAAAAUUAGCCAGGCAUGGUGGCGCAUGCCUGUAAUCCAGCUACUUGAGAGGCUGAGGCAGGAAAAUGGCUUGAACCUGGGAGGUGGAGGUUGUGGUGAGCUGAGAUUGCACCAUUGCACUCCAGCCUGAGCACCAAGAGCAAAACUCUGUCUCAAAAAAAAAAAAUGGCCAGGCGCAGUGGCUCACGCCUGUAAUCCCAGCACUUUGCAAGGCCGAGGCAGGUGGAUCACGAGGUCAGGAGAUCGAGACCAUCCUUGCUAACACGGUGAAACCCCAUCUCUACUAAAAAUACAAAAAAAAAAAAAAAUUAGCCAGGCGUGGCAGCGUGUGCCUGUAGUCCCAGCUACUCUGGAGGCUGAGGCAGGAGAAUGGCGUGAAUCCGGGAGGUGGAGUUUGCAGUAAGCCGAGACUGCGCCACUGCACUCCAGCCUGGAUGACAGAGUGAGACUCCGUCAAAAAACAAAAAAAAAAAGCUCUCCUCCCCAGAUUGGUGAACCUUGUGAUUGUUCAGUGCACACCUCACAUAUUGCUGGUGGGAGGGUCACGUGGAAACAGCUGGGCAAAGCCUUGGGGCAUUAAAUGCAGAGUCACUUAUGACCCAGCACUUCCUCUCCUACGCACCUUGUACACCCCAGAUCAGUGAAACCUACAUCCACACAGAAACGUGUACACAAAUCUCUCAGUAGCGCUGUUCACAGUAGCCAAAAACUAGAAACUAACCACAUGUCCAUCAGCUGAUGAAUGGAGAAUAAAACGUGGGAAAUCCACACCAGGAGAGAAAAAGGAGCGAGGCACCAGCACAGGCACCAGGUGGAUGAACCUGGAACCCGAUGCUAAGUGAAGGAAGGCUCCGGAACCCGAUGCUAAGUGAAGGAAGGCUCCGGAACCUGACGCUAAGUGAAGGAAGGCUCCAGAACCCGACGCUAAGUGAAGGAAGGCUCCGGCUAUAGGGAGUGUCCCAGGCACAGCCAGAGAUUGAAGGGCACUGGGGCCGGGAGUUGGGGGGGUUGGGGGCUGGGGCUGGGGAAACAGUGGCCAGUGUGUGGGGUUUGUUUUGGGGAUGAUGAAAAUGUUCUUAGAUCGUAUGUGGUGAUGGCUGCUCACCUCUGUAAACCUUUUACUAAAAACCAUGGACUGGGUGGAUACGGUGUGUGAAUUCUCUCAGUCCAGUGCUUUGUUGGAAUAAGGUGGACAAUGCCACCAUCACUAACCGCCAGAGAGACGCAGGCCAUGGCCACACCCGGCUCACUGGAGUUGUGAGGGAAACACCAGCCCACCCCCCUCAAUUCAGACCUCAGCUUAGAUGCAAAGAACGUCUAGGACGGGGACUGACAGCUGAUUAGAGAUGCAACCACUGAACCUGUGGACUGUGUCAAACAAAUGCCAGCAGAACGCAAAGGCGACUGUUAGAGGAAGCAGAAAGAAAGGAUUUAGGUAGACGGGGUAAAGCCAGUCCCCAGCAGGAAACUUGCCUUUCAACAAACAGCAGCUCAAAAUAGCUCCCUUUCUAAUCUCUGAGUUCAAAAUCACUUCUCACAACAAGCAGCCAGAAAGAGCAGACCGUAAAUCACAGAUGAGACAGCUCAGGCACAGAAGGAGUGCGGGGGGAAUCUCCUGGGUAAUCACCAAACUUCACACUUCCACAAUGGGCCGCAAUAAACAGUGGACCCUAAUAAGCACAUUCCUUUCCCCUUAGGCGCACUAAGAUGAUAGGGAAGCUAAAAGCAGACUGCGAGGGGUGCCUGUAACCCCAAGAUGAUGUCUGGGAACAGACCCAGAGACCCUCCCAGAAAAGCGUCACAGAGCAACACAGACUAAGAGUCUGAUAGAAAGUCUCUAUUAUACAAAUAGCACACCCGGUCCCAGCUAAAUCCUUGGGCCCCGGGAGGACAGGACAUCCCUCCUCUAGCCCCUUGUCACUAGCCCAUUUAUAAAAACCUUGACAGGCCGGGUGCGGUCUGUAAUCCCAGCACUUUGGGAAGCCAAGGUGGGCAGAUCACCUGAGGUCAGGAGAUCGAGACCAUCCUGGCCAACAUGGUGAAACCCCAUCUCUACUAAAAAUACACAACUUAGCUGAGCAUGGUGGCACGUGCCUGUAGUCCCAGCUACUCAGGAGGCUGAGGCAGGAGAAUCACUUGCCUGGGAGAUGGAGGUUGCAGUGGGCCAAGAUCACCCCACUGCACUCCAGCCUGGCGACAGAAAAAAAAGAAAAAAGAAACCUUGACAUCUUUACUACAACUUGGCAACCUGCUCAGGCCCCCUCUGCGACGGAGAGCUGUUAUUUCCUUUUGCUUAUUAAACUUCUGCUCCAAACUCA
Molecule: messenger RNA, 4801 nt
Organism: Symphalangus syndactylus (siamang)
Lineage: Eukaryota; Metazoa; Chordata; Mammalia; Primates; Hylobatidae
Gene: DDX51
Product: DEAD-box helicase 51
Molecular function (GO): ATP binding; nucleic acid binding
Source: RefSeq, a predicted model, not a curated record